CUCCUUCCGAGCUUCCCACAUAAACGCUUCAUCACGCGGUUUCCGACUUCCGACGCGCAGACACCGUCACGACCGCGACCUCCUAAGAAAGCAGGAGGAAGAAGGAAUAGAUGACGAUGUGGGAGGAGGAGGAAGAAGCAGAAGAAAAAGGGCUUCGAAUCCCCAGCAGCCUCUCCCCCUCCUCCAUCAGAUCCAUUGGAUAGAGGUCAGCGAUAGUUUCCUAUGCCUUCCGUUGUUAGGUUGGGCUCUUGGAUUUUGGUGCGUUGUUCCAUCGAUAUCUGAUCGAAUCAUCGUACGAUCUUCAAUACCAAAAAUCUCCCCCUCCUUUCAAAGCUUCGAUUUUUGGGUCAUUAUCCGUCAAUUGCAUAUUGGGGGAUGUUAAUGCAAAAGGGUGGAGUUCAGAAAUUAAGGACGGAGUGAGAUGAUGAAGAUGAACGAGAUGGAGCUGCAGAAAGGACAUUGUCAAGGAAUUUGUGCGGCACAGCAGUGUCAAGAGCACUUGUAUUCGCCUAUAUCUGCCACUUAAGCUGCUGUGGAUGGAGACCUUAACUGCUCUGCCCCCUGGGUUUGGCUUUCAUCCAACAGAUGUUGAACUUGUCUCCCAUUAUUUGAAGAGAAAAACACAAGGACACAACUUUGACGAAAUUAUACCAGAGGUGGACAUAUAUAAGCACGAACCAUGGGAUCUACCUGCAAAGUGUCACGUGCCUACCAGAGAUAACACGUGGCACUUUUUCACUUUACGUGAAAGAAAAUACCGUGCUGGUUCUCGCUCGAACAGGGCCACAGAAGAAGGUUAUUGGAAAUCCACAGGGAAUGAUCGGAAUGUCAAGUUUCAAAAUCGAGUUAUAGGAACCAAGAAAACUCUAGUAUAUCAUGAAGGUCGAGCUCCACGUGGAAAACGUACUGAUUGGAUUAUGCAUGAAUAUGAUUUAGAUGAAAAAGAGUUAGCUUCUCCUGGUUUGAAGGGUACCUUUGUUCUUUGUCGUGUUACUAAGAAGAAUGAUUGGCCAUUGGAAAAUGAGAAGACUGAACCGGUGGUCUGCAAGGAAUCAUCUAGUCACUCGAGUGACAUGGAAGAUUUAGAUGCAUGGGUUACUGGGCUCUUCGAUCCGAACUUCGGCACUAAUUCUAAUAGACUAGAGCAUGAAGCAGUGAUUUUGCAGGCAGAUGUCAGUUCUCUUGUGCCAAAGCAGGAGCCAGUGGAUUCUCAUCUUGAUCAAAGUGCUGAUGGCAACAUUGGCUACCUAUUAGAAGAUGAUGCCUGUAAUAUCUUGAAAUCUGAUUCCAAUAACUCAUUUCAGAAGUCCAAUACUGGAGCCAGAGAUGAUGUUUCCACUCAUGGAAGAAGUUCCCGGGAUGCAAAUGUUAAGAAAGAGAAUCCUACAUUUGGUCACACGGCUUCCACCAAUUCAUACAAGAGCAUUGAUACUGGAAUCCAUAUUCGACAACGCCGUGCAGGACCUUCAGCUGAAGUUCCCUCUGGCAGGAUUAGACUUCAGGUUAGCAAAGUGGCAUCGAGGAACUCCGCAUCAGUCAACCACACCAUAAAGGUUGGCAAUGAAGGUCAUCAUCUUGAUCUGAAUAGAAGUCAAAAUCAGACUUUCAGUUCAGGGCUGGCACUCGACCAAGAGUCUGCAGUUGUAACAUCAUCAGUUUCUUAUCAGUUCAAUGCAAAAUCAAAUCCAAGUUCCGAGUCUGAUCGAUCUUGCCCAGUUGUGUCUAUGACAUUACUGGGGGCAAUAUCAUCAAAUGAUGUUACUCUUCAGAAGUCCUCCAGUGCACCUCUUGACGACCGGAGCUUCAUCCGAGGAAUUGACAGGGGCAUGAGAAUGCUUGUACCAGCACUUCAGUCAGCUUGUCACUCGCAGUGUUUUAUCCUCGGUGCGUGUCUCGCUGGAACUGCAGCUCUUUUCAUAUAUUUUAUGCUGCGAGGCGAUGCUGGAUGAUUCAGUUCCUCAUCUUCUUGGUUGUAGGACACGAAUGACUGCUUACGGAGGUCGACAGACAUAGUUCUUUUCUAUUUACACUUGCUCAUGGAAGAAGUUUUUGUUUUUGUUCCUAUUGGAUCCUGCACUUUCAUGUACAUAAGCAGGAUGAAUUUCUUCUCAUGGUUGUCAGGAAAGAACAUUUUAUUUUGUGACUGAUGCUUUGUUGAUAGUAAAUAAGGAGCUCAUAUUGUAAAUUGUUCCUA
This is a messenger RNA of Musa acuminata AAA Group (dessert banana), 2194 nucleotides long. Its product is annotated as NAC domain-containing protein 74-like. Gene Ontology annotation, molecular function: DNA binding. Gene Ontology annotation, biological process: regulation of DNA-templated transcription. Bases 537 to 1949 code for a protein of 470 amino acids. Lineage: Eukaryota; Viridiplantae; Streptophyta; Magnoliopsida; Zingiberales; Musaceae. The transcript has 5 exons. The record is from RefSeq and is a predicted model, not a curated record.